AUGAGUGAUCCUCAUUGGAGCCUACCCCAUUGCACGGCUCAUAAUGACAUCCGUCCCCACAACAUGGUCAAUUGGGACAGAGAAAAGUCGUCUCAAUGGAAACUUACAGCAAAUAUGGAUUGGUUCCAACGUCAAAUAGAUGAAGAUAACUUCCUGAAGAUGCACGAGUUUCACCACGACACUAUUCUACAGAGACUUCCGGAUGGAAUGGAAAAAGGUGAAGACAUCGAUACGCAUAUAAUCAAAUGUACAAGGAAGUUUGAUGAAGUGCAUGUGUUUGAGUCUAAAGAGUUAGCUGAGAGAUUCGCCAAAAUCCGCUGUCCCGGCUUCAAAUUAGAUACAUCAAAUGAGGAAGACAAGGACUGCUGCUUUAGAUGCCCACUUGGAAGAGAAUUUUGCACUGCUUAUUACAGGAUUCACAAAGAGACCUACUGCAACUCUCACGUUCUCCAAGUCAGCUUCUGCCACUACGACCACGAUCGGAAAGAAGGUCAGCAGCGGUUCACGACACUUGAGUAUGCUCUCAUCCGGCUUUUCGUGGACUUUUUUUGGAAGACUGAAGUUUCUCCGGAAUGGAAUGCCCAUAAUAUGGUUUACUGCUUCCGGCACUGGUUCAGUCUAGACCAUCCAUUGCGAUACAUGACCAUCUAUGAUGUCAAAGCCAUUGGUCUGGAGAUCGGAAAACUCGAGGUUGCUCAGAUCGACAUGCUGUACGGAGUUUAUCAUUCGGAGCGCUCAACGGUGGAGUCAAGAAAUGCUUCCGGAACGAUCCAGGGUAUUGAAGCUGUUAAGAUGGCUGCUGAGCAUGCUUAUAGACCAACAGAUAUCAAUCACUACUGUAAAGAGCUACCGUAUAUGAAUCAAUGCACUGAUACAAUCGGAGCGCCAAAUCGUGUAAAUGUAUGGUUUUUGUGGACAGAGAGAGACUUCUUAACGGCUGUUCAGGCAUGGGAGGAGCUGGCCCUCUACACUGCUCGCUUCCGAGACUAUCUGCAAACUCUUAAAGGUGGCCAUUCCACGAGCUAUGUCAAUGAAAUUGCCGAAUUCGUGGAUCAUUUCUACCAUACUGCACAGAACAUGGUUUGCAAAAUCAAAACUAUGGCACUUUGCAAUCCGAGCGUGUCCAGCACAUAUACUGGAGAAAGUGAAACAAUGUUUGAGAUGGAAGAGCCACUCUUUCCAAAUUUGCCACCUUCUAAAUACCCCGACUUCUACUUCCCUCUCAAAAAGCGUGAAGACGGUGAUUGCAUCAAAGUUGGAUUCAGUGCUGCUCUCUUUCCGCUGCUUGUGGUUGACGACACAAUGUGUUUGGCUAUUCGAGAUGAUGCGUGUUUGGCGAUCCAAGGUGGAAGCAGCGACGAGUAUCAUCCCGAGGUGGAUCGAGCUAACAAAAUCGCCCAAAUCGACGAUGAGGAGUUCGCCGAUUUGGUAAACGGCAUUCGACAAGGGGCACCGAUUACGAUUCAGCCGCGAUUUGUUGCCGAGGUGUCGGACCUUUGGCGCAAUAUCUUCCACCGAGAGCAAUACUCUUGGACAAACCUCGGACCAGAACCAGCUCCAACAGUAGCAACUUGUUCCCCUGAGAAUGCUCAGACACCAGCCGUUGCUACGACAGCAGCUGACAAUGCUAUUGAAGCUGAGAACUCUGAAAAUCUUCCUCCACUCACCAAGAACCAAAAGAAGAAGCAGAAGCAGAAGGAAAAAAAGAAGCAAGCCUGGGCCGAACAGCAGGAGCUAAAGAAACAAUUGGUCACAGAGCAAAUUGAUUGA
Messenger RNA from Caenorhabditis briggsae, 1770 nucleotides. The coding region runs from base 1 to 1770 and encodes 589 amino acids. Lineage: Eukaryota; Metazoa; Nematoda; Chromadorea; Rhabditida; Rhabditidae. The transcript is spliced from 6 exons. The record is from RefSeq and is a predicted model, not a curated record.